Phymastichus coffea is the source of this 10823-nucleotide messenger RNA. It is a transcript of the gene dom, whose product is annotated as helicase domino. Lineage: Eukaryota; Metazoa; Arthropoda; Insecta; Hymenoptera; Eulophidae. The transcript has 21 exons. Gene Ontology annotation, cellular component: Swr1 complex. Gene Ontology annotation, molecular function: histone binding; ATP-dependent chromatin remodeler activity; ATP hydrolysis activity. The coding region runs from base 339 to 9602 and encodes 3087 amino acids. The record is from RefSeq and is a predicted model, not a curated record.
AGCGCGAGGGUCGGCCGCCAUUCCGCUUAUAGUUCUAUCGCGCGCGCUCUCUCGCAUACUCUCGCAACGGCAGCGCGCAAGCAGCACACCGACACGCGAACUUGUAUUCGUAUUGCUCUUCAUCUCUCUCACUCGCACCAACGUUCGGCUUGCACGCUCCCUCUCUCGCUCGCGCUCCCGCCGCCUCGCUCAAUAUCCAGAGCAGCCGCACGUCUGCUCUUUAUUCGGCCGGGCAUUGCCAGCUUCGAUUAUUAAACACCACACACUAAGUUUAUGCCACGAGGAGAUGGGAUUUGCCGUGAUUUCCACGACGGAUUACGAGCAAACUGUCAUGUGUAAUGAGUGAUAAGCAAGGUGCGCCUACUUUGCCGCCCCUUACUGGGGGUGGAGGAAAUAAUGGGGGGAGCAAUGGAGGUGCACCACAGCAAACUAUUAGUUUGCAACAGGUCUUUGCCAAUGUCCUUUCUUCAGCUAAUGUACAACAAUUUGUCCUUACCUCACAAGUUCCUGGUCUAUCGCAGGUCAUACCGAACAGUGGCACAGGAACUGCACAGCCGAUUGGCGUCACGCGUAUCGUCAACAUCUCGAGUUCGGCGCCGCGAGUCAGCGUGGUCAACGUGUCGGGGCCGGGCGGCGUCACAUCACCCAGCCGUCCGAAUAACCCGAAACUCGUGUUGACCACCUCGCCGAAGCUCGUACGCAGUAUGUUCGUAACACCUACACCAGCGCUGCCGCCGACGACGACGGCAGUGUCGAGCGGCGGCACGUCGUCGUUAUCGCCGUCCGCAUCGCCACCCGCCAAAAAGAAAGCUCGACUGUCCGAGAGCAAUAGUAACUUGGACAAGCCAACCGAGCCGGCAGCGGACGCGAUAGAAUACCGACGGCGCAUCAUCGAGCACAAGCUCCAAAAGAUGCGCGCCAUCAGGGACAAGUACAACGAGAAUGUGGCCGAGUACUUCUUCCUACAGAACGGCGGCAAUAUCAUGGACUUCAACAAUUGGAGAAAAAAACCUACACCUCAGUUUCUAGAGUUUAUGAAGCAGCACAAAAUCGACAGCGAUGAUAACGAGGAAGAGUUCCUACAGAUUGGUAAUAUCGUGACGGCUGCUGCCACCGCAACUACCACCACCACCACCACUGUCGCCGCCGCCGCCGCACCUAUCACCACAACCACUAUUAUAACCACCACCGCCACCGUCACCACCACUACAUUCGCCACCGCCGCCACAACUACCACGACUGUGAGUACGACGACAUCGACGGUGGCAGCGACGACGACGACGACAGUCACUACGACGUCGACAAUGGCGGUAACGACAAGUCCGUCAAGUACGACAAGUACGACAAGUACGACAAGUGCGACUACCCAGGUGCCGUCGAUGACAACGACCACCACGACGUCAACGACAAUGCCGACGCCGCUGACAACGACUACGACCGCGACGAAUGUCACGCAAAGCACGGAAGUGGCCGUUUCCGGCGGCACACCCGUCGCCGUGUCGACGACCCUGCCUCCGGCCGUUGUCCAGCUGAGUCAACAAGGGCAAGUACCUGGUCGCCCUGCUGGGGGCAGGCAUGGCAUGGUUUUUGCCUUCCGAACAGCAAUUCAAGCUUCACCAGUCACCAUUCACCCUUCACCCACUUCUGUAGCACCCACUCUCAUUAUAGGUGGAACGCCGAUGAUUAUUGACUCUCCAGAAGUUGAACCUCCAGUAAAUAACCCAAUAGCAGAAAAGAUGAUAGCUACCACAGCUGAAAAACCUGCAACUCCUCCAAUUUCAUCUUCUCAACCUAUAGUUAAACUAGUAAAAUUGUCUCCUGCUUCGAUAACUUCUUCCUGUGAUACUGUUAGUAGUAAUCAAGAACAAAUUGUAGAAAAGGCUAAACAGGAAGCUUAUGUAAUGCAAAGGAUCGCCGAAUUACAAAGAGAGGGUUUAUGGACGGAACGUCGAUUACCGAAAAUCCAGGAACCACCUCGGCCGAAAGCACACUGGGAUUAUUUAUUAGAAGAGAUGGUGUGGCUUUCAACAGACUUUGCACAAGAAAGAAAAUGGAAGAAAGCUGCAGCGAAAAAAUGUGCAAGAAUGGUUCAAAAGUACUUCCAGGAAAAAGCUAUACAAGCUCAAAAAGCAGAAAAGUUAGAGGAACUUCGGCUAAAAAAGAUCGCUGGCUUUAUUGCAAAAGAGAUCAAAACUUUUUGGGCUAAUGUUGAAAAGGUGGUGGAAUUCAAACAACAGACACGACUUGAAGAAAAGCGGAAAAAGGCUUUAGAUCAACACUUAAAUUUUAUUGUUGAUCAGACUGAAAAAUAUUCGUCGUGGUUAACUGAAGGUUUAAAUAAAGUUGAAGGUAUUCAGAGUACACCAGCGUCAAUACACAGUUCUCGAAUAUCAUCACCUAAUACAACCGCAAAAAACUCUGAUGAUGACGAGUUCAAGCCAAACCAAGACUCUGACGACGAUGAAGAAACGAUAGCAAAAGCCGAAGAAGAAAUGAAAUCUAAUCAUAAAGAAGAAGUAGAACUGUUGAAAAAAGAAUCUGAACUACCCUUGGAAGACUUGCUAGCAGAAUUACCACCAAAUUAUCUCGAAGAAAGAGAUAAAAGUCUAUCCCCUCUGCCGAAAGAUAUUGUGGAGGAUGAAGAGGAAAGUGUUAAUGCGGAAGGUAAAGAUACGGAAUUCACAGUUGCGUCGGAUGCGUCUACAGAUGACGAAGAAGAUACUAUCCAAGAGCAAGAAAAAUUAGAAAAGAAUGUUGACCAUAAACAAGAAAUAGCUGAUUUAGAAGCAGAAAAUCAAAUGCCGAUAGAUGCACUUAUAGCCAAGUAUGGAAAUGCUUCAGUAGCUCCCAUGGAUGUUGAUGAAGAUGAUAGCGAGGAUGAAGAGUCAGAUAAAGAUGAGAAUGACGAAAAUGAAUCGGAGAGUGAGGAAGAAAGUGAAAGUGAAGACGAAACGCAAGAUGAUUCCCAAACUCAAAGCGAUGAAGAGCAAACAGUUGGUCUAAAAUCAUUAUUUGAAGAUUUGUCCGAUGAAAAUAAGAGUACAAGUGAGGCAUCUGAAAAACAGAAUGAGAUGGACUCCGUUGCAGCUAUAGCAGAGAGCAUACAACCAAAAGGAAACACACUACAAACUACACAUGUUGUCACUAAAAUACCAUUCUUGUUGAAACAUUCUCUGCGUGAAUACCAACACAUCGGUUUAGAUUGGCUCGUUACAAUGUAUGAAAGAAAAUUGAAUGGUAUACUUGCUGAUGAAAUGGGUCUUGGUAAAACUAUUCAAACAAUCGCUCUUCUGGCGCAUUUAGCAUGUGAAAAAGGUAAUUGGGGUCCACAUCUAGUUGUCGUACCGACAUCUGUGAUGUUAAAUUGGGAAAUGGAAUGUAAAAAGUGGUGCCCGGGUUUCAAAAUUUUAACGUAUUAUGGAACACAAAAAGAAAGAAAACAAAAGAGGACAGGAUGGACAAAACCAAAUGCAUUUCAUAUAUGUAUCACGUCUUACAAAUUAGUGAUCCAGGAUCAUCAAAGUUUUAGAAGAAAAAAGUGGAAGUACCUUAUUUUAGAUGAGGCUCAAAAUAUAAAAAAUUUCAAAUCUCAGCGGUGGCAACUGUUACUCAAUUUUCAAACACAAAGACGAUUGUUACUAACAGGAACUCCGUUACAAAAUAAUUUAAUGGAACUUUGGUCUUUGAUGCACUUCCUUAUGCCAAAUGUCUUUCAAUCACAUCGUGAAUUCAAAGAAUGGUUCAGCAAUCCUGUCACGGGAAUGAUUGAAGGAAAUAACGAAUACAACGAAAAUAUUAUUCGGCGACUUCAUAAAGUUUUGCGACCAUUUCUAUUGAGACGUCUAAAGUGUGAAGUAGAGAAACAGCUGCCAAAGAAGUACGAACAUGUUCUUAUGUGUAGAUUAUCAAAACGUCAGAGAUAUCUGUACGAUGAUUUUAUGUCCCGAGCAAAAACGAAAGAAACUUUGGCUAGCGGAAAUCUACUUUGUGUUAUCAACGUUCUUAUGCAGUUGCGUAAAGUAUGUAAUCAUCCAAAUUUGUUUGAACCUCGACCGACAGUUUCGCCUUUUCAAAUGGAAGGAAUUGAUUUUCAUACUGCAUCUUUAGCAUGGAGCGCUCUUGACUACGAUCCAUUCAAGCAUAUUGAUUUGUCUUGCUUGAACCUAUUACUACUUGAUUUAGAAUUCGUCGUGACUGCGUUCGUUGCACAUCGCAUUAGGCGAUUGAAGACACCGAGAAAACUUAUUGAAGAAAUAGAUAGUCAACCUGAAACUCCUCCACGUUGUCCUGUUGGAAAGAUUAGAAUUAACGUUAGAUUGUCUAAUCAAGUAUCUAAAACGGCUUCAACUAACUCACAACAGUCUUUACAACAACCAAUAAAACUUAAAAGCUUUUCUAGUGCUUUACCAACUCCCAGAGUAGGUACUUCUCCUUUGGUGAAGAAUAAUCAAACGCCACCCGGACAAAGUGUAACGUUGAAAGUUGCUGGUGGCCAACAACUUCAAGGUAUCUCUGUUCAGUUGGUGCCACAUCAAGGUGGAGUUAAAGCAAUUCCUGUUGGAACUGUUGCUCAAAAUAUUCAAAGUACAGCAUCAGUUACUCCAACAACGACCAGUAUCAAUACUCAAAGAAUAACUGUUAGUAACGUAAAUGUUAAAGAUGGGCAAAAAUUAACGAUGCAAACAUACACGGUCAAAACCGGUGACUCCGUCCAAAAGUAUCAAGGUCCUAAUAUCGCUCAAUUAGUUCAGACUUCAACCGGUAAACAUAUCAUUUUAACAAAUCCACAACAAUCUGCAAAUGCCCUUUCAUUCCCCAUCAUGACACCGAGUGGCCAACGAUUGACUGUUUUGUCUAAACAAAUAAUGGGCUUAUCUACGACACCGGUACCUGUCAAUAAAGUAAUUGGGGGAGUCGUAACAACUAGUUCUGGUGGUACGAGGCCGGUUAUGCGAGUUCCUCCUCUUAAUGUCAAUACGGCACAGUCAAGUGGGCAAGUUCAAUCAACAGAUCAGAUUCGUGUAACUAAAACUAUUCAAAAAGAUUCUGAAAAGGGUCAAAUAAAAGAAGUGCCCAAAUCCGAAUUCUAUCUGCCACAUUUAGAAGAAAUAAGGAAGCAAAAGCGUCAAUCAAAGCUUAUUACUCUAGCCGACAUAAACGAACGAAGAUGUUCCGCCUGCCCACUUUACGGCGACGAUUUGUUCACGGCCUUGAGGAUAGAAAAACCAGUGACUACGUGUAACUGGCAAAGCGGUUGGUUACAUUGCGCCAAGAGGAGCGACUUGACGCGCUCGAAGAAACAAUACUUUUCACGGACCAAGGCUUUGUGUCAGGCAAUAAAAUCGACCGAACAGAUUGUCGAAAACCUGAAAGAAAUCUUAGAGAAGUUUGUUAUUUACGUACCCGCAGCGCGAGCUCCAUUGCCUCAAUUCCACGUUUCUCAUCCAAACCCUUCAAAACAUUGGAAAGAGCAGCGAUUAGUCGUCGAACUGAAUCAGCAGCUCUCGUCGAAAGUAUCUAUGUUCCAUUCAAUCACGAGGUCGAUGCUCACACAGUUCCCGGAUCCCAGACUAAUACAAUAUGAUUGUGGAAAAUUGCAAUCGCUCGAUAUUCUUUUGAGGCAGUUGAAAUUUGAAGGGCACCGAGUACUAAUUUUCACGCAAAUGACCAGAAUGCUAGACGUUUUUGAAGCUUUUCUUAAUUAUCAUGGACACAUUUACCUGCGACUUGAUGGUGCUACAAAAAUUGAUCAAAGACAGGUUCUGAUGGAAAGGUUUAACAACGACAAAAGGAUAUUCUGCUUUAUUUUGUCCACGAGGUCUGGUGGUGUUGGCGUCAAUCUAACGGGAGCCGAUACAGUCAUAUUCUAUGACAGUGAUUGGAACCCUACAAUGGAUGCUCAAGCUCAAGAUAGAUGUCAUAGAAUUGGACAAACUAGAGAUGUACAUAUUUACAGAUUGAUUAGUGAAAGGACAGUUGAAGAAAACAUCUUGAGAAAGGCAAAUCAGAAAAGAUUGCUCGGUGACCUUGCUAUUGAGGGAGGUAACUUUACAACUGCCUACUUCAAAAGUUCAACGACUAUUCAAGACUUAUUUGACGUUGAUCAAAAUGAAACCGAUGCUUCGACGCGAAUGGCCGAGGUAUUGGAUCAAAGCAAAGAAAGAGAGCGUAAUCUGCAGCGAGAAUUGUCACAAACCGAGGAUAAAACAGCACUCGGGGCCUUGGAAAGUGCCAUCGCCGAAGUCGAAGAAGAUCAAGAUGUGCAAGCUGCUAAAAGUGCGAGAGCUGAGGCUGUUGCUGACUUGGCCGAAUUUGACGAAAACAUUCCCGUCGACGAAUUCGAUAACGACAAUUCUGAGCUUAGUAAGGCUGAAAUGGAAGUGCAGUCCUUGGUUUCUCAACUGACGCCGGUCGAGCGUUACGCCAUGCGUUUCGUCGAAAACUCGGAUGGCAACUUCUCAGCAGCAGUGCUGGCAGCAGCGGAGCGAGAACUCGAGGAGCAAAAGAAGGAAUGGGAGCUGGAUCGUCUACGAGCGAUGCGCGAGGAGGAGGAGCGCCAAGCCCGGAUGACUGACGACGACGAGAAUCCGUUGACGUUCUCGCGCGAGGACGCUCAAAAUCAGGUUAAUACCAGUGUUAAGCGCUCGGUGGGUCGCCCACCUCGAGGUAGACGCGGUCGCGGACGUCCUAUAUGCAUAGAUAGGAGGCGUUUCAAUCCAGGUCGUAGACCUAAUGCGUGUAGGGAAGUCGAGGAGGACGAGGCGGUCUCGACAGAGUCGGACAACGAGUCAGAAACUUCAUCAGUGUCAAUCAGCGACUCCGAAAACGACAACGUUGACGCCGCCGCCUCUGACGGUACUGGUUCCGAAAGCGAAUCGGAUCAAAGUAAUAAGAAAGAGGAUGGUUGGGAGGAUAACGAUCAGGAUGAGGGUGGAAAGAAAAAGGUUUCGUUUAAAAAUGUUUUACUCGAUAAGAAUAAGAGAAAUCACGUCGACAUCAAUAGUCCGAGAACUAGAUCGAGGGGUGAUGUCAAGAUUGAUCUUUGGACGUUAGAUGUGAACCCGCUGUUGCCUGAGGUAACGAGACCCAGAGCAAAGAAAACUAAAGCAAACACAUCGAUCGAGAGUAUCGAAACGAAAGACAAAGGCAAUAACAGUACAUCAGAGUCCUUCGAUAAUACUGGGGAGACACUUGACACAAUGAGUGUGAAUAUCAUUGAGAAUGUCUCUGCGAGUUUGUUGAACGAGUCUCCGACAAAUGAACCGAUGAAGAGUGUUUUGGAUGAUACAAUCAAGAGACUUCAAGACACUGAAAGCAUUGACAGGGAAAGUAAUCCAGCCCCAACAGUUUCAACGCCUCAACGAGGCAGACCCCGAAAACAGGUGGCGACGGUUGAGUCUAGCAGCAGUACUACUGUGCCUUACUCUACCAGGUCUACUAGUGGCAAGGUAGUGGCAGCAGCAACACCACUACCACUGGCGAUUCCGUUGCAGGAAAAAAGAGCGGCAACCUCACAGUCGAGCAACUGCGAGGAUGAAAACAAAGUCUGUGAUAUUAAUGAUACUUCUAAUCCCCAGAAUAAGGAGAACAAGGAAGGUAAAAGUAAGACUGCCGACAGUGUAGUGCGGCCUAACGCGACAGUGAUAAGCGAAAAAAAGUUCGAUACCGACGAGCAAACGGAGGCGGAGUCCAAGAAUAGUGCCGAGUUGAUAUCCAUCGACGAGCAACCACAUAGCCCAGUUUUCACAAGAAAAUUCAAAUUAACGCGUUCACGCAUUCGUUCCACCGAGUCGAAAGAUAAGCAAUUCGAGUCCGCUGAACAGGUGAAAUCUGACAAUACUGAAACUAAUGAAAUUCCAAUGGAGGUAGACGUUUCCAUUCCAAAAGAACUCGCUGCUGAUUCUAAAAUUAUAAUUACCGAUAGAUCUAGUCCUAUUCUGAGCACAAGACGCUCCAAAAUCACACGAUCAAAUAAUCAUACGAGCCCGAAUACCAAACAGGAGUUUAAAUCGGAAGAAGCUAGAUCAGUCGAUAAAAUUGGGCUCUCAAUAGUCGAGUCAGCUAAAGAGUCUGAAAGUUCUUUGGCCAGGAGUACUCGAUCAUCGACCCGAUCGAUCACUGAUGAUAAACUGAAAGAGAAGUCUAUCGUGAUAUAUGAGGCAUUAACUGAAUCAGCAAAGCUGAAAAACAUAGAAACGCCUGUGACAAUAGUAGAACUUGAUAAAAUUUCAGCGAAAAAAUCCGACGAGGAACAGCUAGAGCGUAAUCAAACUAAGAUCACUCGAUCGUUUACGAGAUCGUCCAUUGGAAUUGUUGAUUCCGCGAGUUUGGAACAAGUUAAAGUCAGUACUGCUGAAAAGAUAAAGACUGUAGAGACUCCGACAAAGGUUGAAAGAGCGAAAAGUCCUGAAAGAGUGGUGAUAUUACCAGCUGAAAAAAGCGUCAAGGACAAUGAGAAGCCUUCAGAAAGCCAAGGCACAGAAGAGCCAAAACCGAAAGUGGAAACGUCUACUCUGGGCAUGACGACAAGGCGAAAAGCCAGUAAUGUUGUUGAAGACACGUUGGAAAUGCAGAACAUUGAAUCCAUGGCCACGGAAACUCAAACUACCCCUGCUCAGGAAACUCCAGCUACGACUGCUCCUACCUCUCCUGAAUAUCCACAGGCCGACGUAGACUCUCGUUCGACAAGAUCCAAUAUUCAGUUGCCAAACCCGAUGUACCGUCGCACUUUCGGCAGCCCAACGAAACCAGACUUUCGUCGAAGACCCGACACACCUAUGCCCGACAUUAAUGUUCGGCCACGAACCCGCUCCCUAUCCAACGUCAGCGACGGUGACAUACCAAAAACACUUAGUCCACGCAGUUCUCGAACAGAUAAUGGGUUUGUAGUGCCGACGUUGGCACCGGUGGCAGUACGCCGAGCAAGAUCUUUGACCUACGUGAAAAUGUCGGAUCGAAUAAGCACAGAGCGUAAGGACUUACCUAUCUCCAUUGGUACUGCUACCAGGGGGGUCAUCAGAGAUCCAACGUCGGGUGAGAGCGUAACUAUCAAUCGAGUGGUUGCUAAGAAUAGGCCUGACACCCCAAUGCCCACGCAGGAACAAGUGACCAGGUUUGGUAAACCUUCUACAGACUCGCACACGUUAUCGCCAAAGUCCUUGCCACCUAUUCCAAAAUUGAAGAGACCUCUGUCACUACCACCACCGACAUCAACGCAGCAAGCUGAGUUAAAUGACAGUACUGACUCGAAUGGCAACUCACUAGACUCUAGUAUAGAGUCAACUUCUCAAGAGAAACCUCAACGUACGGCCAAGGUGGUUUGUCAAACUAUACUGAAUCUUGACUCAAAGAGCAAAUCCAGGGCAACGAGUAGUCCACCGCAAAAGACAAGUCCCAUGGCGAACAAUGUCAAGUCAGGCAGGGGACCGGGUCGACCGAGCAAAGCUGCCCUGGCGCUUGAUGAUCAUCAGGUAGUCGAGUUCGAUAGCGAGUCUGAGUACAACACCGCCACUCGGGCUAAACGUACUAGACUGAGCAGUCAAUUGGUCAAACCUCUCAACAAGCCCAAAGACUUGCACACGAUCGAUCUCGAUAAAUUAUAAAUAUUCUCAUGUCGGGGCAGUCGGGCGUUCUCUCGUUUUAUUUUGAAAAGAAAAAUCGCGAAGGAAGACACAUGGAAAGAGCGUCAAACACACGUGUAAAUAGUGGUAAAUACGAAGAAAAACAAAUAAAUACUUAUAGUUCGUAAGCUUUAAUUUUAUGCAUCGACAAUUGCCGUAAAUGCGAACGACCAUAGCAUUGAGGGACGAAAAUUGUUGAUAAGUGAAUAUAUGUUCCAGUGUUCUUUAUUUUUCUCUCGUGUAGAGGAACUUUAUUUGUCCCACGUUUUCUCUUUAAUCUUAUUCUUUCAUUUUCAUUCAUCGUUCAUUAUUUCUCUCUCUCUCUCUUCUCUCCUCUUCUCUCCUCUUCUCGCCUCUUCUCUCCUCUUCUCACCCCCUCUUUUCGCUCUCCCUCUUUCUUUCAUCCGUCAGGGGAACUUAUAUAGAGCUCUAAGUUAUUUUGUAAUUUAUUAUACGUCGCGAUAAUGGGAAAAGAAUACAACUCAUUGACUGUGUAUUAUAAUAAUGAAUAUGUAAUGCGUCAAGAGGAAUGAUCAAUUUGUAUAACUUACAAAGUUAUACAUUCACUGACGGUAUAAAAUUUAGAUGUGAAGCUGUUGUAUUAAACAGAAGAUAUUGAAAAUGAGAAUAGCAAUAGCUCGAUUUCAUGAAAGGUAAUCGCAUUAGUUCCAUGCUCAUAUGUAACGUACACAAACAUAUUUUAUACAUCGUAAAAAUGCUUCGUCGAACUACCUUAUUUGUCACAAUAUAUUUUACUUUUCUGAAAAGGCCGUUUAAUUAUUUAUAUAUAAUUAUAUGUAUAUAUUAUAUGAUUAUUUAUAUAUUUAUAAUUAUAUAUAAAUAUUUAUAUGUAUAUAUAUAAUUAUAUACAUAAUUAUUUAUAUAUAUAUAUUAGUUAGAAAGCGAUCAGAGUGCGUCCUACAUUGUAAUUAAUGUGAAAACUUUAAAUGAGAGGAAAAGUGAGUUGAUAUUAUUAAGUUGCGUGCCUGUAUUUUUUGUAUGAUCGAAUGAGUCCUCGAAAAGGAAAUAAAUGAAAUAUUCCUUGCUAAUGAACAUUAAUUAAUGACAAAGUGUUUAUCAUCUUAUUUCUUGGUACGUCUCCAAGUCUGUUCGAUCAAAGGUUCAGUCCCGUUUUGGUGUCCAAUUAGCUCAGUGUGCUUGUUUAUAUUUCAUAUUUCUUGCACGUUUAACUAAUAAUAAUAA